Messenger RNA from Oncorhynchus keta (chum salmon), 2372 nucleotides. RefSeq names its product serine/threonine-protein kinase 35-like. The record is from RefSeq and is a predicted model, not a curated record. Gene Ontology annotation, molecular function: protein serine/threonine kinase activity; ATP binding. The coding region runs from base 274 to 1443 and encodes 389 amino acids. The transcript is spliced from 3 exons. Gene Ontology annotation, cellular component: autophagosome; cytoplasm. Gene Ontology annotation, biological process: autophagosome organization; autophagy; protein autophosphorylation. NCBI's taxonomy places the organism in Eukaryota, Metazoa, Chordata, Actinopteri, Salmoniformes, Salmonidae.
AAUCACAUUUCUUUUAGAGCGGCAUCAUGGCUUCAUUAGCCAGCUAAACAUAUUUACAGUAUUUGAAUAAAGGGAGGGUUAUCUGACGGUUCAUCUAUAACAGUUAAGCGUCAUAAGUUUGAUUGUCAUUAGUUUAACUCAAGUAAUGAAAAAUACACAUAUUUUCGACAAAAAAUAAGUUAUGGAUACGACGGGAGGAGGCGAAAAAUAAGAACCCCAAGAAGUCUGAGGGCUUACAAAAGGCUGGUUGAAGCACAGAACGAUACCGCCAACAUGACGAAGCGGGAGGUGAAACGAGAGGUGUGCAAAGUCCUGAGGUCGCUAGCGGUAGAGAACAACAACGUGGACAUCGAUGUCCCCAUGGAGGAGCACUGUUUCUCUAUGAACUUUAGUAAGAACGAGAACCUCGAGGAGCAUGCCAUGGUUAUGGCACCACGUUACAGUCUGUUGCGAGAGGUCGGAAGGGGCAGCUAUGGGGUCGUGUUCGAGGCAAUUGCACGGAGGACAGGGGCAAGGGUAGCGGUUAAAAAACUCCAGUGUAACGCUCCUGAAAAUGUGGAACUCGCUCUGUCAGAAUUCUGGGCUUUGGCAAGCCUGGAGAAGAAGCACGAGAAUGUGGUGCAGCUCGAGGAAUGUGUGCUACAAAGGAAUGGAAUGGCCCAGAAAAUGAGUCAUGGAAAUAAAAGGUCAAAACAAUACCUGCGGUUGGUGGAAACUUCGCUAAAAGGUGAGCGAAUUCUGGGCUACCCGGAGGAGCCGUGCUACCUAUGGUUCAUCAUGGAGUUCUGCGAAGGCGGGGACCUGAACCAGUACAUCCUUUCGCGACGGCCUGAUCCGCGCACCAACAAGAGCUUCAUGCGCCAGCUGACCAGUGCCGUGGCCUUCCUGCACCAGAACAACAUUGUGCACCGCGACCUCAAGCCCGACAACAUCCUCAUCUCCCAGAAGUCAGGGUUGCCUGUCCUCAAAGUGGCUGACUUCGGCCUCAGCAAGGUCUGCGCAGGCUUGGGCAAAGAUGGCAAUGAGCACCCCAAAGCUGGAGGCGACAGAAACAACGUGAACAAGUUCUGGUUGUCGUCAACAUGUGGCUCAGACUUCUUCAUGGCGCCCGAGGUGUGGGAGGGCCACUACACGGCCAAGGCUGACAUCUUUGCCCUGGGAAUCAUCAUCUGGGCCAUGCUGGAGCGGAUCACCUUCAUCGACGCCGAGUCCAAGCGUGAGCUGUUGGGCACCUACGUGCGCCGGGGCACUGAGAUUGUGCCAGUGGGUGAGGCGCUCCUGGGGAACCCCAAGAUGGUGCUCCACAUCCCGCAGAAGACACGCAGCACCAUGUCUGAGGGGGUAAAGAAGCUUCUGCAGGACAUGCUUGCGGUCAACCCCCUGGACCGGCCCGACGCCUUCCAACUGGAGGUGCUGGUGAACCUAGUCACGUGUGCUGCGUGACACCGCUCCCCUCCCAUUCCCCUUUCUAAACCAUGGCCAGUCUGCUUUUUUACCAGAUGUUUACUCACUCAAUGUGGGAUCCCAAGUCUGUACAGAGGUGGAAAAAGGGACUCUGAUCAUCUCUGAACUUUAAAACCUCUGUGAUUGAGGUCAGCACUUCAAAAAUCAGGACACCAUCUUAGGAAAAGCUAUGCAAUCAAAUUGUAUGGAAAGUCAGGUUCGACAUUCACCAAUGUGUGAUGAUCAGCUAUGCCAGAACACACCUUGCACACCUGGUUUGAAAUGGCCUGAAGGAGUAAUUAAGUUAUGUUUAUAUUUGAUGUGCUGGUCUUCAAAAUACAUUUUCUCAAUGUUCUUUUUUCUUUGGUCCAGUUAUGGACGGGUUCUUCCUUCUCCUCCAAUGUUGACAUGUGUUGUUGGAUGGGGCCACAGGCUAGUAUGGAUGGAUCUGUCAUGUAUGGACUGAGAGGCUAACAUGUUGCACUGUGGACCCUCUAUGCCAGAGGUUUAAAAAGUAUUCCUAAAAUGACGGAUGAUAAUGAUGUAGAAGAAGGGACUCAAUUUCUAUCAUAGAAUUUGUUCUCGGAUGGACAUGAACAUUCUUAUGAUGGGAUAAAUGUCAGACAUUUUGGUCAGGGAGUUGAUCAACCAUGGUUUGACAGUACUAUGAUAUUAUGAAAAUAGAAUUUAACUGCACUGCUGACAAACACAGUGCAGAUGCAAUAACGUAUCUGCACUGUCUGUUUUAUUAGCCAGACAGAUUUAGACCACUUUUAAAGCAUUUAUGGAAUAAUUUAACUGCCAAUAAUUACCCUUGCCCACGCCCCACAAACAACAAACAUUCUUCUCCAACCCCCCAGUGUAAAGGGGCAAUUUAUGUUUAUUUAUUUUCUUAUGGCCGAUAAAGCUGCUGUGUUGUUCAAUGUACA